AUGCAGUUAUCGCGUACAGCCUACCGCGCCGCCCUCUUUCACCUCAGCGUGAAUCCAAUCUUCACCCGCGCCUCUAUUCCCAGCACCUGGUCCCUCAGCGUUUCUACCCAGCUACCCCAAUCCUCGGCGACCUCCUCCCGCCUCUACAGCAUCCUCUUCCCACAGUGCGCACCUGGCAACAGAUCCCUCGAAUCAAUCCGCCACUCGCACACAAUGUCCUCCUCUACCCCUCCUACAGAAGCGACCCCUUCAAAGCAAGAGACCGGAGAAUCGCAGCCCCAAGAAACCACACAAGAGGCUUCCAAAGAGCAAUUGUGUCUCCCAUCGACCGAGUCGUCCAGCGAUGGCCAGCCAAAACAACUCCGCCUCGAUCUCGGCACUGAUGGAGGCGUCACGCUAGAUCACCUCGGACCUAUGGUUGUCAAUGUUGACGGGUCACUGUCGCGGAUCGGCAAUUGGGAUCAGAUGACGGAGAUUGAGCGCAAGAAUACGUUGCGGAUCUUGGGGAAGCGGAAUAAGCAACGCCUGGAGAAGUUGAGGGCUGCCGGGGAGCAGAAACAUGAUCUAGACUUUGUGGGGGGGAUAUAA
Messenger RNA from Penicillium cataractarum, 588 nucleotides. RefSeq lists its product as uncharacterized. The transcript has a single exon. The record is from RefSeq and is a predicted model, not a curated record. Bases 1 to 588 code for a protein of 195 amino acids. Lineage: Eukaryota; Fungi; Ascomycota; Eurotiomycetes; Eurotiales; Aspergillaceae.